Molecule: messenger RNA, 1392 nt
Organism: Marasmius oreades (fairy-ring Marasmius)
Lineage: Eukaryota; Fungi; Basidiomycota; Agaricomycetes; Agaricales; Marasmiaceae
Exons: 22
Coding region: 1-1392 (463 amino acids)
Biological process (GO): carbohydrate metabolic process
Molecular function (GO): hydrolase activity, hydrolyzing O-glycosyl compounds
Source: RefSeq, a predicted model, not a curated record
AUGCCCCCUGGACGCCACAUCCAUGUGGAUAGGAGGGGCGAGGAAUGGUAUAUAAAGGCCGGGUGUUCUUCCCAUCUGACCUGUGUGGAGUCUAUGAUGCACGUCUUGAAAUUUGCGGUUGGCCUUGCACUAUGCUGUGUCGUUGGCGUCAAAGCGUUGGACAAUGGCGUUGGUCGAGUUCCUGUGUUGGGAUACAAUACUUGGAACGCGUACCACUGCGAUAUUGACGAGGACCUUGUCUUUACUACUGCUAAGCUCAUGAAGUCUCUUGGUCUCCAAGACGCUGGUUAUAACUACGUCAACAUUGACGACUGUUAUUCGGAGAAAAAUCGUAGUGCAGAUGGAUUUAUCGUCGAAGACCACAUUCGAUUCAAAAGUGGAAUGAAAACUCUCACAGACAAGAUUCACGCCCUCGGGUUAAAAACAGGCAUCUACAGUGAUUCCGGAUGGUUCACCUGCGGAGGAUUCCCUGGCUCCUUCCAAAAUGAAGAUCGAGAUAUCAAGACGUUCCAAGACUGGGGUUUCGAUUAUCUCAAAUAUGAUAAUUGCGCCAUUCCCUACGAUUCGAUCAUUCGAGAAGGGAUCGUUGGCAAAUACCAACGUAUGGCUGAUGCAAUUGCAAGACUCGCAAAGCAGACACAUAAACCUCCCGUUUUGUUCAGCUUGUGCGAAUGGGGAUGGAGCCAAGUUUGGAUCUGGGGAAAGCAAUUCGGGCAGAGCUGGAGGACAACCGGCGACAUAGCUCCGGAAUGGAAUUCCUUGGCUUCCAUUAUCAAUUUUAACUCGUUCCUUACCACUUCGACCGAUUUUUUCGGGAGGAAUGAUUUGGAUAUGCUACAAAUUGGUAACGGAGGUCUCACGCUGGAGGAAGCUAAAUCGCACUUCACUGCGUGGGCCUUGAUGAAAUCACCUCUUCUUAUUGGAACAAAUCUUUCAGCGAUCACUCCAGAAAUUCUUGAAAUUUUGAAAAACAGGGAAGUCUUGGCUAUCAAUCAAGACCCGGUCGUAGGAGAAUCCAUUGCUCCUUUCAGGUGGGGUAUAAAUCCCGAUUGGACAUCCAACAGCAGUUUCCCAGCUCAGUAUUGGAGCGGUCGUUCGGAGAAUGGGACGGUUAUCAUGCUUCUCAAUACCCUCAACGAAACGGCCUCGAUGACCUUUAACCUCACGGAGUCUCCUUGGAUUCGUGCUGGAAGACAGUAUUCCGUCAGGGACCUCUGGACGCAUACAAACAACGGAACUGCAGUUCGCAAUUUCACAGCUAAAGCCGUUCCUCCUCAUGGUGUGGUAGCGUUGUUAUUGAAGGACGCUGGUGAUGAGCCCAGUGGCUUAUUCCCUGCCUGUAGUGUGUGGUUUCAAUGCACGGAUAAGAACGGAACUCGUGUGGGGGGAUAG